AUGACUCAUAGAGUGCAAGGAAAGACCACGCAACAAAUAUUGAACAAUGCCACUUCACAAGACUUCAACUCGAGCCCCCCGGCUGGAUCCGACCAUGAUCUCCGCUCCUCUCGCCCAAGCACAGCUGAAACAGAGAGCUCGGAAAUCUCGCCUUCACUUGUUGAAAACACCAGUAAUGCCAACCACGUGAAUGCCGACCAUGUGGAUACCAAUGAAGCCUUGCAUUCAGAGUCCGUGUCGUCAUUCACGUUAGAUCUCGACUUGGAUCUUGGCCCGUCUAUGCUGGGAGAUGUGUUAGGAGUGAUGGACGGUUUGGGAAUGGAAGAAGUGUUCAGUCCCACAAGCAACCUCUCGCCUGUGGAAAUAAAGCAGGCAAAUGGUGCCAUGGAGAGGUCUGUGGAUUUGAAAAAUGAGCUAAACGGAAAGAAAUUGCUGGAUGUGGAUGAGAACGGAGUGGAGGGAGACAGCAGAAUACCAGAUGGGAAUAGUUUCAAGCCAAAAAGUUUACGACCCAAAGUGAGGUUUAGUGACAAACGCGACGAGAUCAUACGACAGGCGUCUGAAGAGGAGGGGGGACAAGGAUUUUAUUUUCAGGAUGAAGAUGAGAUGGAGUGUUUGAGCCCCAUGGUAGGAGACAGCAAGCGAGAGAGCGGCGUUGUCAUGGGAGCUCAAAACACAGAAGUCAAACUGCCCCCAAGUCCGGCUUCAUCACACAGCUCGGAGUAUGAGGUGGUGACUGCACUGGACAGAAGGAAGGUGGACAUUUGCCACUCAGAAACUGACUCAGAGGAGGAGGAAGAAGGAAAGGGGUACACUUUUGAAGACGAAUUUGAUGAUGAAAUUGGUCUAUAG
This is a messenger RNA of Knipowitschia caucasica, 852 nucleotides long. NCBI's taxonomy places the organism in Eukaryota, Metazoa, Chordata, Actinopteri, Gobiiformes, Gobiidae. The record is from the annotation of a GenBank genome assembly.